AGGGUGUGUGUACGCAGACCUUGCCCCUACUCGAAAGUAGAGAGGCUGUUUCCAAAGAGACCCCCGGCUCAACGUCGAAAGUUGCAUUGCUUGACUAACUGCUACUUCAUUAAUUAAAGAAGCGUAGACAGUUUAAAGAUCCAUUUUGAUUUAUUCCAUCAUACCCCAAAGCCAAAAAAUGUAUUGCUCCUCCACGAAGAUCGGUCCAAAUCCAACACUCGAGCUAGAUCCAGGAAGAAGAUGGAAUGAAAUCGUGAGGAUAGGGCUGAAUCUACUUCUCUUGGAACACCCCCGCUCGAGGUAUUGUGUGAUAAUUUUCGACAAUGAUGGCUCUGUUGGAGCUUGUCAAGUGUAUGGUACAAUCGUUCUGAUUGAUGGAGAUGGUGCUAAUUUUAAUCUCUAUGAUCGAGGGGAGGCAGAUGCUGAGACUGUGACUGUGGGUGGUUCCUUGACCCUCAUCAUGCCAAAGGGACAUGCUAUGUGUGCAUCUGGUCGGAUCUACUUGCAAGUCCAACUUAAUGAUGCAACUAUGUGUUUGCCAAUGGUCUUCACUAUUGGGAUUACAAAAGCAAGGAUGACUAUGAUGUGGCCCAAACCAUGGUGUUUGGAUCUGCCAUCAUCGAAUGCAUCACACAUCGCCAUGCACCCAUUGCUACUGUUGACAUCGUGCUAUUGAGGGGACGCUUGGGGGUGGAUCGAGCUAAUUUGGUAUGCAUCUUUGGCGAUGUAACUGUUCAUUGUGCCACGACUUACCCGAUCGUUCUUUUCAAGAGGAGUGAAAGACAGCCUAUGAGAGUAAGGCUUGGGACUUCAAUUAAACUGUUUAGACAUGACGUGGCAGUACCAUCGUGGUCCUCAGUUGUAGAGUGGGUGCCCUGACACAAACAUGGCCAUUUUGUGCAUCCAAAUCCUGCUCCGCUCUAGACACCUUCCUACAAUGUAAUGCGUCGAAUAUAAAAAAAUCUAUUGACAACAUUCUCCUUGGUAUCAACGUAACAUAAAAAGGAACUACAAAU
Molecule: messenger RNA, 1016 nt
Organism: Cuscuta campestris
Lineage: Eukaryota; Viridiplantae; Streptophyta; Magnoliopsida; Solanales; Convolvulaceae
Source: the annotation of a GenBank genome assembly